CGCGAGAGGGCUGAAUUCGCAGCUCGCGCCACUUCCUUCGCUGGCUAAGCUGGCAUUCCCGCGGCGCACCUCGAGCCAAGCACGUCUACGUCGUCGUCGUACGCGCGUAUUUUUCUCGACUCCGCGUCCCGCGAUAUCCCGCACUGCGCUUUAGCACUGCAGUUCGCUCGCAACGUUUCGCACGUGUUUUUCCCGCGUGUUACUACCCCGCCACGCUCUCGAACUCGAAUUUCGAACUUGAUCCCGACCGUUGGACUCUCUCUCUCUCUCUCUCGCUUCGAUGCUGUGAACUGUGAACUGUGUGACAAGUGCAAGUGUUGUUGUUGUUGUUGUUUUGUCCAUUGGUCGACUCUGUCAAACUCUGACCAGUACCAAUUUACUCGAGUGUUUAUUAUAGUGCUUCGUGAUUACAUAUUCGCUCUGUAUUAUUGCAGUUUACAAGUGUUUUCGAAACAAUACCGAGUCGGAAUAAUCAACGAGUAAUUCCCGCUGAAAUUGUGGAUUCAACUGUCAUGUGGAUGCUGUCGAUCCUUGAAAGUACCGCUCGUAUUUCUCGGAGUUUUUAACUACUGAAAAUCCAGAAAUGAGUCAUCGGUAAACAAAAGUUUAAAGAGAUCAGUAAAUUGAUUCAACGCUGCAUCAGGAUGCGUUACCUUCUAUUACUGAUAUUCCUGACGGGAAUACUUGCGAACGAUAACAGCACUCUCGAUGGCAGUUUAGAAGUCACCGAUUCAGUCAAUUACGAAGCGGAUCAAUUAAAUCAGGGUACUGCUUUUGGAGAAUGGUCGCCUUGCUCACGAACAUGCGGAGGGGGAAUAUCGAGACAACAAAAGCGAUGUCGUCGUAAACCUUGCAAAGGCAGAACUUGGAAUUACAAGUAUAAAAUUUGCAACUUACAGCCGUGUAGCACGCCAACGGACCCAAGAGCCGAGCAGUGCGCAACUUAUGACAACAGGCCCUACAGCGAGCAAUUAUUCAAAUGGUAUCCUUAUUACGAUCCCUCAAGGCCUUGCGCAUUAAUCUGUCGUGGGGAACGUCAGAAUAAUAUUUCUCCUCUUUCGUCAGCGAGUAAGGCUGACGAAAGAGUUCUGGUGAACGGUGAACUUGGCAGCGCUGAAGAGUAUACCGAGUCCACCGAAUCGAUCGUGGCCCAACUGGCUGACAAAGUUCAAGAUGGUACCAAGUGCUAUCCUGGCAGCCAUGAUGUUUGCAUCAACGGCGAGUGCCAGCGAGUUGGCUGUGAUCUCAAAGUUGGAAGCAAUAAAAAUAAGGACGCUUGCGGAAUUUGCGGUGGCGACGGUUCGACUUGCGACAGUAAAUAUGCUUGGACUUUAGAAUCGACAUCAGCGUGUUCUGAAUCAUGCGGAGGAGGUUUCAAAAUUGUAACGCCCAUGUGCAAAUCAACUGGACCAGACAGCAAAAUCGUCGAUAAUUCAAUGUGUGAAACCGAAUCAAAGCCCGACAAGCUUCUGUUGCCGUGCAAUACUCUUCCGUGUUCAACAAAGUGGCUGACAGGCGAGUGGAGCAAGUGCAGCGUAUCCUGCGGUGGUGGUUCUCGAAGUCGCCCAGUUUUCUGUACCGAAGAAAAUGGCAACGCCACGAGCAAGAUCCCGGAAUAUAAAUGCAACGUAAACCACAAGCCAAAAUUCCAGGAAAUCUGCAAUGCUUUUUCCUGUCCUAUGUGGGAAGCCGGUGAAUGGAGUGAGUGCUCAACGAGUUGCGGCAAAGGUGUAAAAACUCGUAGUGUCGAAUGCCGUGAUGGCAAGGGUCGUUUAUCCAACGAAUGCGACAGAUCUCAGCAACCACGUGCUGAAAUAGAAUGUAAAGGAACUAGUUCCGAUUGCUCCAGUCUGGAUGACCCUCACGCUCAGCCGUUGACGCAACAGUAUCCCUCUGUACCGAUUCCAGAAAAGCUCAUCGAUCAGCCUGUACCUUCCCAAUCGACUUUCAUAGCGGAUGAAUGGUCACCGUGCAGUGUUCGUUGCGGAGAAGGAGUUCGUCAUCGAGAGGUGCAUUGCAAGAUUUUCCUCGAAUUUAGCCGCACAAUAGCUGAUCUUCCAGAUCAUCAGUGCUCUGGGCCGAAACCCAUCGAGACAGAAAAAUGCAAUAUGGGACCGUGUACGACCGAGGACAAUAGUUUGACGUACCGAGUCGACCCAGCCAGUGACAGCAAAUACGCAGAGUCAAGUCUCACUGAUACCGAGUUUAGAUCAGCGUCAUCAGCUCUAGCGUCUAGUAGUAACAGUGGUGCCUCUUCCUCGUCAUCGUCCGGCCGCUCGUCUGCUUCUAGUUCCUACGAUGGUAACGUCAAAGUAGCACCAGGCAGCAGUAUCAAAACUACGUACUCGUGGAAAGAGGUUGGCUAUACCGACUGCAGUGCCACUUGUUUGGGUGGUGUGCAAGAUUUGAUUAUAACUUGUGUCAGAGACGAUACAGGUAAAACAGUUAUGCCUUUACUGUGCUCCGCUGAUACUAAACCAGAGUCAAGGAUAAGAGUUUGUAACGACCACCCAUGUCCCCCGAGAUGGAACACAAGCGAGUUUUCACCUUGCAUGAGUCCCUGCGGUCUUGGCAUUCAGACCCGUGAAGUUAAUUGCAUCCAUGAGGUAACGCGUGGCACUGGAAAUACGGUAGUCGUACCGAAUCAUAUGUGCCCGCAGCCACCUCCGGUUGAUCGACAAUACUGCAAUGUAUGGGAUUGUCCAGUACAGUGGAGCGUAGGCGAAUGGGGCAAGUGCUCAAAAACUUGCGGUGGUGGAGUGAAAAAGCGCAAAGUGAUAUGCGAGCAAGUAAUGGCGCAGGGACGAAAACAAACACGUGCAGAGCGUGAUUGCCCAACGCCCAGGCCACGCACAGAAAAGGAAUGCAAUUCUCGCCCUUGCGAUCAAGCGAAUCCUGCGGUCAAGCCUAUUAUUACCUCCAAGAAUGUCACUUUCGUUCAAGAGGAUCCAGAUAGAAAAGUUAAUUUGGAUAUCGGUGGACAGGCGACUAUUUUUCAAGGCACGCCAGUUAUCAAGAUUCGUUGUCCCGUUAAAAAAUUUGACAAGGCACAUAUUGUUUGGCGCAAAGAUCAUGAAGAAUUACGAAAAUCGCGCAAGUACAAAAUCAACAAAAAAGGAGCUUUAAAAAUAGUUGAUAUAAACUUUUCUGACAGUGGCGUAUACUCUUGUUGGGCCGGACAAACCAACGCUGCAAUGCAUCUUGUAGUAAGAUCAAAGAAUCGCGACCUCAUGAGCAACGAAGAAGUUUUACGUUCUGGUAAUGCGGUACAUCAGCGUCAGGGAGCUCAUCUCAGCUCUGCUCCAGUUAACUCAGAACCUUUUUAUGGCAUUUACAAUGAAGAAAGUCAAGAGGCUCAGUUGGAAAAUGAAAGAUCAACGGAAAAACCUCGAAAAAAAAACAAAAAACAAACAUCCAGUCCCUCUCCAAGUGGCUCAACGGGAAAAUUCGACUACUCAGUCACGCCCAUACAUCAGCCAGUAGAAUCUACAGCUACUUCAAGCGCCUCUACACUAUCCCCUCAUCUGAGUUAUAUUGUAACUACUAUAAAGAGUUACUGGCCAUUUCAAGGAUCAUCGAAUUCCCCAUCGGGACGUAGCAUUGAUGAUUCAACUCAGUGGCAAAGCUGGCAUAGUUCCGAUCAACGUGCUCCAAUGACAACGGCUAUGAGUCAGCAUCGAGCAAGUUCAGAAUAUGACUAUGCGGUUGAAUCAUCUAUUAAUUCUAAACCAACGCAAGCAGAGUACGAUUUUUUCCGUGGUAAUACUGCUAUUCCAGACAACACUUUCGGUCCUGACGAGGAGCGAAUUUUCAUCGACGAUGAUCCAUUUGAAGCCGAGGAAGUAUCCUUCGCAAUAGAACACAAGAACAAUGAACGUUCUCGUGAGUCCGAAAUCUCGAGCACCGAAACACCGAGCGUAUCUAUGAUAAGCUACGAGACAUAUCAUCCAACUCGAGCUCGUCAUCAUCACGGAACUGAUAGCACCUUAGUACAUCCUCAUCGUCAUGGAAUUUCAUCUUCACCUUCAACGUCAAGUUCGAAUACGACUCCAAUUCUCAAUUCCGAUGAUGUUCCGGAUCAAUUCAAUGUGGCAACUGAUGCACAACUAAUUUCGAGAAGCGGUUUGAAAGAACGUGGCGAUGCAAAAAUGAAUGAGUCCACCGCAACUACUCCAUUGAUUAAUAUGGAAAACGAUAAUGAGCAGACCCAUCAAUUUGGAGAUAUUUCAACGUUGCCAGCAGACGCUUUUGAUUCCUCACUUACUCCCGAUAAUGUAUUAGAUCUGGAAAAUGAUACUUUAAUAGAAAAUAAAGAAGUAAUUGUUCCCACAUUUGAAUUACUGGCAGAAAAUAUCUCUAGCACCGGUAAAGCUGGUAAAGACAUGAUGAGACAUGUUGAUACUCCUAUUUUGUUUACGGUCGCUCCAACUCAAGAAAAUAAAACUGUAACGCCAUUUGUACUUAGUAACGAAGAUAAAAACCGUGAACCGACUAUUGGUACUAUCGCCAAUUUUACCAAAGAUAAUUUAAUUUUUGAAUGGGUUACUACUGAUUGGUCAAGAUGUUCUCAAUCAUGUGGAGGAGGUGGAUUUCAAAUGCGUGGUGCUCAGUGCACUGUUCGUUCAGUCAAAAAUGAUACAAGCGAUAUGAAAAUGCCAGUGCGAACCGUUAUGGGACCGUCUCUUUGUGAAGAUGCAGGCCUUCCAGUUCCCGAGAAGGUACGAGCUUGUGGUACUGGAAAAUGUCCUCAAUGGCAUACUACCGAAUGGUCUUCGUGUGAAACUUCUCGAUGCUUUAAUUGGAAGACUGCUAUGCAAAGAAGAGAGAUAUCUUGUCGGCUCGCUGAAGAGACGAGCGAAGGUGUUGAUAUUUCGACUGUAGUUGACAUGAGUAAAUGCGACGAGUCAAUGAGACCACCCCAAAGACAAGAAUGCUACAAUGAUGCUUGUAAAGGAGUUUGGAGGGUCGGUGAAUGGUCAGAGUGUUCGGCUUCAUGCGAAGAAGAUGGAAUAAAAUAUAGAAUAUUGCAAUGCGUUUGGUACGGUACCAAGAAACCCGCUGGAAACGUGUGUAGAAAUUUACCUCGACCACCUGUCAUGAAGACAUGUCGAGGUCCACCAUGUGCAAAAUCUUCAGAUGACUGUAAAGAUCAUUCGAAACUCUGUGGACGAGUAAAAUUGAUGGGAAUGUGCCGGGUGCCUCUUUAUGCGAAGCAAUGUUGCAAUUCUUGUCAUCAAGAUAAAAAAGUAUGAAUUUAAUGGUCUUCGAUACGCCAAAAAAAAUAAUUUGAUAUACCUGACGCUAGUACACGGCAUCUUUUGAUUGAAUUGGAUAAAAAUACAGCUCUGACUAAAAAUUUUAAUGUCAACAGAAAUUUUAUUUCACUGAUUUUUUCAAUGGUAUACUAGUUAAAGCCCCAAAAUAUAAUCAAUACCUCGAAUGUAUUAAUUACCAUGUGGUAGAAAUUUGGAUUUGCAAAAAAAAUUGCGAUUUUUUUUAUAAAAUAAUUGUUAAGACUGAAAUUAAAUGCUGAAUUUCCUUGAUGCUUAUUCCAUUCAAUAAGAAUAAUCAAAUUUUUUGUAUCAUGUUAUCAAUUGAAAUGAAAAAUAUUAGUUUUUGAUUUAUCAUGUUUAUUUCAUCUUCUUAAAAUAUAUCUGUUCUAUAUGAAUUCGAAUUUUAAUCGUAAAAGUUGAAUUUGUUAACUGAAGGAAAAAGAACUACCACAAAGUGGAUUAUUCAAAAUAUACAACAUAUGCAUAUUUGUAUGUAUCAAAUUACUCGACGUAUGCCUACAAAAAUAAGUCCUGACAGGAUGAAUUUGUGAAGCCAAUAGAUUUAAGCAAUAACAAAUAUGUACAGGCAACUGUAAAAUAAUAUUUUGUUAAAAUAACAAGUAUGUCAGAAAUCCUUUGACAGAUGAUUAUCCACUACAAGGUGAAACGGAUAAAAAUUUGAUGGUAAGGGCAAUUUAAAAUAUAAUGUAGAGAUGGUUUUUUAUUGUUAACGUACUCUCGCCAUCGACAAAUUUGCCUCAAAAAUGAAUGGCAUAGCAGUAAUCGGGCCAAAUUAAAGUGAAUGAAGCUUGACUUUAUAAGAUAAAAUGAUAUAUUAAACUUUUUUUAUAUUAAUGGUGUGGACGCCGAAACAAUUAGUUUAAUUUUAAAAAUGUAUGAAAGUAUGUUGAAGUAAUUUUGUCUUCGUAAGUCUUAAUUUAAUUUUAUAACAUCAAGAAGUUAUUUCUUGCAUAAAUACAAUGAAAAAUUUUUGUUCAAUUUCAGAUUUACAUCUUCUAUUCCAAUUGAACGACUGGAAAAUUGUAUUCUUGUGCUCACACUCAAUUUUUGCAUUUUAUUUACAAUUUUUACUACGUAUUUAAUAAUUGUAACUGUGAAUUGUAGUUCUGUAAAAAGAUUUUUAUAUAUUACAUAAAUCAUCAUAUUAAAUUAAGUUACUUGUACUAUUUAAAGUAUAGAAACUAAGGUCUUUAAGUAAAAAAACUUCCUAUAAAAAAUUUGGCGAGUAAAAUUUGUAUGGAUACACUCUUGGAGUGUAACAACUUCACUUGCUCAAAGUAAAAAUUUAUUGUAAAUAUCGUUAAUGAACGAUAGCUAUCUUAUAUCAAUAUAUCUUGUAUGAAUAUUCUCAUAUUCUAUAGAAAGCAUCACUCUGGUUAGUUUUCUAAAGUAUAAAAUCGAGUAAAAACAAAGAUAAUAUUAACUUUUGCAGAAAAGUACUCGUAAAAAGAACAUGUUUAUCGGCGAUUGUUGGUUUGAAAUAUGAAAUGAAAUUUAUUUUUGCCUUAUCAUGUGAAUAAGAGGGCGAAAAGGAACUACGAUUUUUGUACAUAGCAAAAGUGGUUUCUCCUCAAACUCAAUAUUAUAAUAUAAUUAAUGAUACGAAACGAAGUUAUUUAUAAAACUUUAUUACACUUAUGUAAAUAUUGCAACUGCCUGAUUCUCAUAUGCAUGAGCACACAAAUAAAAUGUAUAUAUGUACGCGUA
Molecule: messenger RNA, 7001 nt
Organism: Trichogramma pretiosum
Lineage: Eukaryota; Metazoa; Arthropoda; Insecta; Hymenoptera; Trichogrammatidae
Gene: nolo
Product: protein madd-4
Exons: 27
Coding region: 645-5252 (1535 amino acids)
Biological process (GO): extracellular matrix organization
Cellular component (GO): extracellular matrix
Molecular function (GO): metalloendopeptidase activity
Source: RefSeq, a predicted model, not a curated record